Messenger RNA from Trypanosoma grayi, 342 nucleotides. RefSeq lists its product as hypothetical. NCBI's taxonomy places the organism in Eukaryota, Euglenozoa, Kinetoplastea, Trypanosomatida, Trypanosomatidae. Bases 1 to 342 code for a protein of 113 amino acids. The transcript has a single exon. The record is from RefSeq and is a predicted model, not a curated record.
AUGCGCUUCCGGUUGAGACACGCGUGGGGAAUCAUGAAACGGCUAACUGUAGGGACUGUCUUUCGGGAGACAGGCGUUGCGCCGCUGAGGGAUCGCAAUAAGCGAUAUACGACACCUGCUUUUUGUUCUGUUUGUAUGACUCCUCCCGCUGAUGCAUGGCGUCUGAUGACCUUUCUUUCUUCUUUUUGUGUGCACAAAGUUACCCAUUCGAAGGCGUGUACACUUUUUGCUACACCGGCACGGGAAGCUCUUAAGCGGAACCGGAGCGGGGAAUCAGGAAUCCACUGCCUCUCUCUACAGCGAUUCUGUCUCGCAAAGCCGAUCAAAGGAUUCUGCCCAUAA